Alternaria rosae is the source of this 2601-nucleotide messenger RNA. RefSeq names its product glycosyl hydrolase. Gene Ontology annotation, biological process: sucrose catabolic process. The record is from RefSeq and is a predicted model, not a curated record. NCBI's taxonomy places the organism in Eukaryota, Fungi, Ascomycota, Dothideomycetes, Pleosporales, Pleosporaceae. Bases 1 to 2601 code for a protein of 866 amino acids. Gene Ontology annotation, molecular function: acyltransferase activity, transferring groups other than amino-acyl groups; sucrose alpha-glucosidase activity. The transcript is spliced from 3 exons.
AUGACCAUUCGCCUAGCAACACCCGCCGAUGAGCCCGCCAUGGCAUCUCUUCUGGCCAAAGCAUUCUUCGGUGAAUCGCUCUUCGGCCAGACUCUGCAUCCUUACCGUGAUCAGUACCCAGACGACGUCAAGAUAUUCUGGUCCGAGUACCUACGGGAGCACUGGAAGACACCCAACGCGAGACUUUUAGCUGCAACGACGACGGUAGAUGGGGAAGAAAAGAUUGCUGGUGCAGCUAUCUGGAAAAGAGAUGGUGAUGACGAGGGGAAGCGACCGGAUGCUUUCCAGCCUCUGCCUCCAACAACAAAUCGCGCUCUCGAUCCUACCAAGCGCAAUAUCUUGGAAGAAACUUUCCCUUACUUCAAGCAUCACUGGAACGGCGACCGCAGAAACAACUGGUAUCUCGAUAUCUUGGGUGUUCACCCAGACUAUGCUGGCAAGUCGCUCGGGCGAGAACUAGUUAAAUGGGGGCUUGACCGCGCAAAAGAAGAAGACGUCCAUGCGAGCGUUGCGGCUAGCAAGGGGAACGAGCGAUUCUAUCAACGAUGUGGAUAUCAGGAGAUCGUAGGAAACUGUACGGAAGGAGAGGGCAACCCGCUCAAGAAUGCCGGAGUUGAAGGUGGAGAUAUUCUUUUCAUGUUCCCUAAACAGAAGCAGGAAUCUGCUGCCUCGUUGGCAUCGUGCGGAAGAACCUCUGUCAUCUCUCGACUUCCUACAAUUAUGAGGCGCUCAUCUCCUGUCUUGGUGUCUCUUGCAGCACUAACUACAAGCCAUAUCAUUCCUCGUCAAGAAUCUAUUGAUUACAAUGCUGCUCCACCGAAUCUCUCCACUCUAGCUAAUGCGUCGCUGUUCGACACAUGGCGGCCGAAAGCACACGUUCUCCCGGCGUUUGGACAGAUUGGAGAUCCGUGUAUGCACUACACGGAUCCUGAGACCGGCCUCUUCCACGUGGGAUACCUACAUCUAGGCGCAUCAGGCGCGACUACAGACGACUUGGUUACAUACAAUGACCUGAACCCCAACUCCGAGCCUUUCAUCCGCGCUGGCGGCAUCAACGAUCCCGUUGCUGUUUUUGACGGCAGCGUGAUUGAAAGAGGAGUCAAUGGCACACCGACUUUGCUGUACACCAGCGUCAGCUUCCUGCCAAUCCAAUGGACGAUCCGGUAUACCAAAGGAAGCGAGACACAAUCACUCGCCUUUGCUACGGACGGUGGCCGCAACUUCACAAAAGCAGAGUUCGGCCCUGUCAUCCCUGACGCGCCAUUUGCUGUCAACGUCACCGGCUUCCGCGAUCCCUUCGUGUUCCAGAACUCGCAGGUCGAUGGUUUGUUGGGCAAGCGGGAUGGAACGUGGUAUACGGUCAUCUCGGGCGGAGUACAUGGCAAGGGUCCCAGCCUCUUCCUGUACGCUCAAUACGAUGACGAAGACAGAGACUUGUUCCAAACCUGGGAGUACUUGGGCGAGUGGUGGCAUGAAGCGGCGAACUCGACUUGGACCGAUGAGGGCUGGGCUGGACGCUGGGGCUACAACUUUGAAGUCGCCAACUACUUUGCUUUGGACGAGCAAGGUGCUAACCCAGAAGGCGAGAUCUUCGUCACAAUAGGCGCGGAAUGGAGUUACGAGCCCAUUGUGCCCCAAGUCUCAGACAACAGGGAGAUGCUCUGGGCUGCCGGAAAGCAAGAGCUUGUUGACGGUAAACUGACUUUCGAACCUACGAUGGCUGGACGACUCGAUGCUGGGCGGUCCGCGUACGCUGCUGCGGGCAAGGUCCUCCCUGCGGACUCACAAGCUAGCAAAGCAAGCGGUGCUCCGGAUCGGUUCAUCACAUACCUCUGGCUAACAGGCGACUUCUACGGCACCUUGACCAAUGAGUUCCCAACUCCACAGCAAAACUGGACAGGAUCCCUACUCCUUCCACGUGAACUCAGCGUCGGCUACCUAAACGUCGUCGACAACGAGCUCUCCCGAGAGCAAGGUGCAUGGAGAGUAGAUUGCGAAAACGACAACGGAACGGUCACGCUCGCAACUCUCCACCAGAAGAUCGCCCGGGAACCUUACGCCGCCUUCCAAGACAAUGCUACGAACACCAUAGCCCAAUCCGGCGGAUCCAUGGCAAACGUAACGAAAUUCACCGAAAGCCCAAAGUCAAAACAUUACAUGCUCACCGCCUCCAUCACCUUCCCCUCUCGCUCUGACGACGUACGUGCGGGCUUUACCAUCCUAUCCGGACCCCAAGAAUCCACAAACAUCUACUACCAAUUCGGCAACGAAAGCAUGAUCAUCGACCGUUCGAACUCUUCGGCCGCGGCACAGACUACGAACGGUAUCCCCACGGACAAUGAGUCGGGGAAGUUCCGUUUGUUUGAUGUUGCAGGCGGACAUGGAAAUGAGACCAUGGUUGAGACGCUGGAUUUGACGAUUGUGGUGGAUGGUGGUGUUGUUGAGGUACAUGCUAAUGAUCGGUUUGCGAUUAGCACCUGGGUGAGGAGUUGGUAUGGGGAUAGUACGAAUAUUAGUUUCUUUGUGGAGGGUGGGGAGGUGGUGUUUGGUGAUGUGACGGUUUAUGAGGGUUUGGUUGAUGCGUGGCCGCAGAGGAGCUAG